UGGUCGAGGUGCGCCACGUGCACAGCGUGCAGCACCAGCUGCUGAUGCCCGCCGCGCCCCACUCGCACUCGCAUUUCCACCCGCCACCGCACCCGCUCUACCAGCCGCCGCAGCCACAGCCGCAGCCGCACCACCGCUACGACCUCGAGGUGCUCGAGCGGGACCGCAUCAUCAGGGAGCGCGAGAAGCAGAUGGAACGAGAAAAGCAGCACCAGCAGCAGCAACAACAGGAGAGGGAGCGAGAGAGGGAGAGGGAGCGCGAGAGGGAGAGGGAGAGGGAGCGGCUGGAGCAGCAGCGCGCCAGCGAGCACGCCGUCCAGGCAGUGCAGAAGCAUUUCGAGGAGUCGCUGCGCCGCGCACAGCAGAAGCACAACAUGUGCUGGAACCUGAACCUGAUCAGCAGCCUGCCGGCGCCCGCCCCCGCCGCGGGCCCUCCGCCGCCGGGCCCCGCGUCGCGCGGCUGCUCGCGCCAGCAGCACGACGCCGCCAUCGCCGCCGCUCACCGCGACCGCGAGAGGGAGCGCGAGCGAGAGAGGGAGAGGGAGCGCGACCGCGAGAGGGAGAGGGCGCAUGUCGCGGCCGCGGCCUACUACGCCGCUCCCACCUCACGCACUACGAGUUCUGGUAUACCGAAGGUGGAAUAUGUCUCUGUGCCAGCACAGGCAGUCGUGACAAAAUUGGAGUACCCACCACCGCCACAUGCACCCCAUCUACACCACGCAGCACCCCAUCCUCCCCCAGCUCAUUCGCGAUCUGCCAAGGACAAGCCGUCACCUCCACCUACUGCGGCAGUCCCAGCACAGCCGCCUGCCCAUCCUACACAGACUGUCCUGCCUAAAGCAGAACCUAACUUUGGACUGUUUGGAUACCCUGGCUACCAGGCAGUCUCUGUACCUGUGCCUGUGCCACAGCAAUCAUUCCUUCAGCAGCACCAGCAGGUCCAAGUUGCACAGCUGGAAAAGGCGAAGGGAUCACCGGUGGCAGCAGCGACAGCAGACAACAAAAGUUCCGUGAUAGUGAAGAAUGAUGGGAAGCACAGCCCGAAAUUCGCCUACAGGAGCCCUUCACAAUCACCUUCACCACUCCUCGUGCGUCACAGUCCAAGUCCUGGAGCAUUGACACAUGAACCACAGAAUCUGGGUCGUCCACAACCUCGCAGCCCACUUGCCUUCAAACCUGCUCCUCCACCAGUGCAAGCACAGAGUGCAUCUCAACAACAGCCACCACACUACCGCCCUAAGGUGUCGAGUCCCGCGCCGUCACACGUGUACGGCAAGCCGACGCGGGACGCGUGCCCGGUGCUGACGCUGCCUCGCGCGCCGUCGCCGUACCAGCCGGCGGUGGGUGCGGGGGCGGGCGUGGGCGCGCCGGCCGGAGGCCCGGCGCCCCAGCCGCCGCCGGCGCACGCGGCGCGGCCGGACCUGCGCGCGCCGGGGCCGGGCCCGGGGGCCGUGCCGCUGCUGGCGCCGCCGCCCGCUCUCGUGGCGCCCGCCGCCGUGACCGCGGCGCCGCCCCCGCAGGCGCUCUACUUCAAGCCGGGGCUGGCGCGCCCGCUGGCCGCGGCGCCCGCCACGGCGCCCUCGCCGCCUCUGCAGACGGCGCCGCUCGACCUCGGGGUGGAGCGCCCCCAGAGGGCCAGCCCGGCCCCGCCGCCUGCCGCGUCGUCGUCUUCGUCGUCGUCGCUGCCGCCCUCCCCGUCGGCGUCGCCACCGGGCGGCCGGCGCAGGCCCGCCCCCAGUCCUCCUCCACCGGACGGCAAGAGGCGCAGAGCCGAGAUUCCAGGAGGAGUCCAGGAACCCAGUCCUCCCAUAGCAUCAGCAGCUACUACGGUACAGGAAAACCAAGGUGUUACAACAGUGCCAUCUCCAGCUGCACCAAGUCCUGCAGUCAGUCCUGCCCCUGGUACUCCUUCACGGCAGCGGCCACCGAGUGCAGCAGACUCUGAAAAAUCCAGUAGUCCAGGACCCCCUACAAGGACUUACCCUGUACAUAAACUCAAAAAAGCAUGGUUACAAAGACAUUCUGGGGAAAAAGGAGAAGCCACAUCAUCUGUAACACCACUUGUUAAUGGACAUGCCAGCUCCGAAGGUAAUAGUGGACCUGGGAGUGUCAGUUCGGUGACUUGUGGGCCUGGAGCUGAUUCGUCCAGUGGCUCAGAUGUGGACAGCCGUGGUCGCACAUCACCUCCCACCCCUCCUGCUAGUAGGCAGCGUAGACCACAAGAUUCCAAAAGGAAGAAGCCAGGUGCAGGGAAGAAAGUAGAUUCUCAAUUGGCCGAUGGGGAUGUUGGCAGUGCUGGUGAAGGGGAAAGUGCAGACACAUCAGAGAAGGAGAGGGAGAGAGUGAGGGGGAACGGAAGUGGUGGUUCAGCUAUCCCGACAGUUGUAAAUAGUGACGAACCGAGAAAGAGAGGUAGACGACCCCGUCCUGCAGCUUCGGAGUCCCCCUCAGGAGGUGCGAGUGGUGGUAAGAAGGAUGAGAACUCAGGUAACUCUGGGUCAGGAACUGGUGGAUCAGGUCAGGGUAGAGGAUCGAGGGCACAGGGAGGUGGUAGAAAACCACGUGAUGGUCCCCCUGCUCCUAGGAGGGAUCCGCUAAAGAAACCGCCCGUAGCACAACUCAAGAGGACAGGUGAAAGUUUCCUACAAGAUGGACCUUGCCAUGAGGUUGCGCCAAAGCUUGCGAAGUGCCGCGAAUGUCGUUGGACUCCCAGCCAACGGUCUCGAGAUGUUCCGAACAUUUUCUGUCGCUUUUAUGCUUUCCGACGAUUGCGAUAUACCAAAAACGGACAGUUAGCUGCAGCUGGAUUCUCAGAUCCACGAGUUGACCCUGCACCAGACGAUCUGCGUUUGUGGCUGCCAGACCCGUCCGAUCCUCCGACAGAUUUAGAUUUGGAUAUGGCAAAGAUUUUGCUGGAAGAAGUUGGAGAUGAGUUCUGCAAAUUACUGAGACAAGAAUCUGAUUCUGCAGCUGCUCAUUCUUCAGGACCCACACCUGUUGCAUGGAAGAGAGUAGUGAGAGGUGUACGUGAAAUGUGUGACGUUUGUGAGACAACACUGUUCAACUACCAUUGGGCUUGUGCAAAGUGUGGCUUUGCUGUCUGCAUAGAUUGUUAUAAGGGACGCAAGGCGGGCAAGAUCCGUCUGUGGGCAGAACUGGGAAAGGACAGAGAUGAUUUCUCUUGGCUGUUGUGCACAAAUCGCCAGGGCCAUGAGCAGGAUAAAUUAAUGCUAACACAGAUCAUUGCAAGUGACUGCCUCACACGUCUUGGGCAAGAUAUGCAUCGUGAGAGGGAACGCUGGGGCCUGACACGUUGUUCCUGUUCUGGUAGCCAGCCCCGUGGUAGAAAUUCUCCAGCUAAUGGUUCUGCCUCGGCAGAAAUUGCCAAUGGACUACCCAAGGAUGCGCAGUUACGAGUAGAAACGGAACCAAAGGUAGCAGUAAAAAUGGAACCGAACACUUCAGUAAAAACGGAAGCCCCCAAUGGUGACCUCCAUCACAGUGAGACCGAUACACGUCACUCAACAAAGAAUUUGAUUGAACAGCGGAUCAACGAGAGGUGUACUCUAGCUUGGCUAGCUGAGUUAGCUUACAUGAAGGAAGAGCUAGAUGCUUAUCAAGAACCUUCUACUGAAAUGAAGAGGGAGCCAGGUUCAACAGAUGCUAAUAGCAGUAAGCAAGAAGUCAGUGGAGAUGUGGGAAAGAGAGAACAAGGUGUUGAAGAUGGGACUUCAUCCAGUGGUCGAGGACAUUCGACACUAAGAGAGCUGCUCAUACGCCCUACAGGUGGAGGUAAUGGGAGUCGUGCACCAUCUCCUGCCCCGUCAUCUCCUGGACCAGUACCACCUACUGAAGAAAAUCGUCCCGCUGCACCAGCACGCUCAAAAUAUAUGCCACGUCAGCAUAAGGGACGCUCGUCAAACUGCAAAUUGGAGACUGGUUCUCCAGAUUCUUCUCCACCACACACGUGGUUGUGUGAUGGUCGUCUGCUGAGGCUGAACGAUCCUUCGCAUAAAGGAAACCAAAAAAUGUUUCAGGAACAAUGGAAAAAAGGAUUACCUGUGCUGGUAUCAGAUGUAUCAAAGCAUUUGGACAUGACUCUUUGGCAUCCAGAUUCAUUUGCACGUGAUUUUGGAGAUGAGAAGAAUGAUCUGGUCAACUGCAUGACGGGAAAUAUUGUGCCAAAUCAGCCGAUGAGGCGAUUUUGGGAGGGCUUUGAGCACUUCUCACGUAGAUUGGUUGAUGAAGAAGGAAAACCAAUGCUUCUAAAACUGAAGGAUUGGCCACCAGGAGAUGAUUUUGCAGAGAUGUUACCAUCACGCUUUGCCGACUUGAUGAGAGUGCUACCUCUCUCUGAAUACACCCAGCGCACUGGCCGUCUUAAUCUGGCAUCACGUCUUCCUGAAUGUUUUGUGCGCCCUGAUCUUGGUCCCAAGAUGUACAAUGCCUAUGGGUCAGCCCUCCAUCCAAAGCAUGGGACUACUAAUUUACAUCUUGAUAUAUCGGACGCUGUGAAUGUUAUGGUAUAUGUUGGAAUUCCAAAAGAUGGAGAUAGUGAAGAGCAUAUUAAAGAAGCGUUCAGAGCUAUUGAUGAGGCUGGAUGUGACAUUAUUAUGCGGCGCAGAGUUCGUGAGAAAGGAGAGCUACCAGGUGCAUUGUGGCACAUUUAUAGUGCCUGUGAUGCUGCCAAAAUAAGAGACUUGCUCAAUAAAGUUGCAGUGGAAAAGGGAGUGCGACUUGAACCCCAUCAUGACCCUAUUCAUGAUCAGAGCUGGUACUUAGAUACUGAGCUGCGUAACAGACUUUACCGUGAAUAUGGUGUUGAGGGAUUUGCCAUUGUUCAGUGUUUAGGGGACUGUGUUUUCAUUCCUGCUGGUGCACCACACCAGGUGCGUAACUUGCACAACUGCAUUAAGGUUGCAGAGGACUUUGUUUCACCGGAGAAUGUGACACAUUGCUUUCAUCUGACUGAAGAGUUUCGCGAUCUUUCUGAUACACACUCCAACCAUGAGGAUAAAUUACAGAUAAAGAACAUUAUUUAUCAUGCUGUGAAAGACUCUGUGUCAGUAUUGGUGCAUGCUCGUGAAAAGAUGGAAUCUGAAACUGUGAACAAGCGUAUUAAGCGAGAACCAGUUUCUCCAAAUCGGACAUCAGGCAACCGUGGUGAUGUGUCUGCAAGUCCUGUAAUUCCUAAGAUUGACUCUAAGAGUGAAUUAAAAGUGGAAACGGAGGAUGAAGUGGAGGAUGGAGAUGAGAGAGUGGAGGAGAUGUCAACAGCGUGUGAAGUUGGUGGUGAUACUUGAAAGUCUUUGACUGGAUGCAUUAUCUGAUCUCACCAAUGUGGCCCAUUGUGGGUUCUUCUGUAUAAUUUUUUAAUUGUAAGCUGACUGGCUUGGUUGGCAAGGCAUCUUUGUAAUACUGGAUUGUCAUGUUACAUGUUGUUCCUGUCUGGUCUGAUGCAUUUUUUCCAUGGCACCAUUUGUUGUUUGUGAGUCCAUAAAGCAGCCAUCUUUUGGGGGUACAGAAGGUGGAACUGCAAUCCUUUUAUGCAGCUGAUGUAACUGUGACUGUGAUUGAUGUAAUGAGUACCUUCCAUCAGCUGCCUGGACUUUCUGCAAGUGAAAAUCAUUCAUUCUCACUUCACCAUAAGUGUCAGAAUAUUUUUUGGGUUGAUCUGUUUCCCAUCGAAUGCGCGAUAUAGUUACUGAUGUGGUAAUAUAAACUAGUCAGAUAAGCUAAAUGCAAUAUUUAAUUUUUUUGCAAUAUCUAACAGUAUCGUGAAAUCAUUUUAGUAAAAUGACACUUGUUUACGUAUUAGUUUUAAUGUGAACUUUGCUGUCUCGAAUAAACUUUUUACGUAAAAACUCAUCAUAGAAACAUUAUUUCAUCUAAUCCUCUUCUGUAAUUAAUAUUUAACUCUUUAUCCGUAUGACAAAACUGGUGUAAUUCGCUAAGGGGAAGUUGUUACUGUAGGUUCUUGAGUCCAUGCAGUGUGUUGUAUAAAGGCUUUUGUUCAAAU
Messenger RNA from Schistocerca piceifrons (Central American locust), 6019 nucleotides. It is a transcript of the gene Kdm3, whose product is annotated as lysine-specific demethylase 3B. The coding region runs from base 45 to 5303 and encodes 1752 amino acids. Lineage: Eukaryota; Metazoa; Arthropoda; Insecta; Orthoptera; Acrididae. Gene Ontology annotation, cellular component: histone deacetylase complex; chromatin. The record is from RefSeq and is a predicted model, not a curated record. Gene Ontology annotation, molecular function: chromatin DNA binding; histone H3K9 demethylase activity; transcription coregulator activity. The transcript is spliced from 15 exons. Gene Ontology annotation, biological process: regulation of transcription by RNA polymerase II.